Messenger RNA from Gasterosteus aculeatus aculeatus (three-spined stickleback), 567 nucleotides. The record is from RefSeq and is a predicted model, not a curated record. Lineage: Eukaryota; Metazoa; Chordata; Actinopteri; Perciformes; Gasterosteidae.
UCCAAUUUGAUUGGCCCGGCGACUCACACACAAAACAAAUCAGCUUUACGGACGGAGAACAUUCCACAGAGAAAAUCCUCUAAAGACAAUAUUUGUUAUUCUACUGUGAACUGUUUACAGCUGACAGAAACCGAAAAUGAUCGAGGUGGUUUGCAACGAUCGCCUGGGCAAGAAAGUCCGGGUCAAGUGCAACUCAGAGGACACUAUCGGAGAUCUGAAGAAGCUCAUCGCUGCUCAGACAGGAACACGUUUUGAUAAGAUUGUACUAAAGAAAUGGUAUACCAUAUUCAAGGACCACGUGUCUCUGGGUGACUAUGAAAUCCAUGAUGGGAUGAACCUGGAGUUGUACUACCAGUAGACCAGAGGACCACCGGCUGAUGCCACACAGACCCUUUUUAUUGAGACGCGACACACACACACACACACACACACAAACCAUCAUGAUCAUCAAAGAGAGAGCAGUGUCUACUUUGUUUUAGCUUAUGAAUUCUACCUGCAAAUUGUGUGAAAUACAUGUUCAGUUUUUGUUUUGAUAUUCUGGAAAUAAAGUGGAUAUUUACCUACUAA